This is a messenger RNA of Rhopalosiphum maidis (corn leaf aphid), 2011 nucleotides long. Its product is annotated as probable ATP-dependent RNA helicase DDX43. Bases 203 to 1924 code for a protein of 573 amino acids. The record is from RefSeq and is a predicted model, not a curated record. The transcript has 2 exons. Gene Ontology annotation, molecular function: RNA helicase activity; RNA binding; ATP binding. NCBI's taxonomy places the organism in Eukaryota, Metazoa, Arthropoda, Insecta, Hemiptera, Aphididae.
GGCGUCGUUUUGUCGGGAACAUCGAUUAUUGGCUGUACAUACGCCGUCAACAGCAUUGUGCCAUUGUCUGUUCUUCUGAGUUUGGCGUCCUUUCGUCGGUGAAUACCAACUGUCGAGUGGUUACGAUUUUUGAAGCUUGUUACGGCCGUUCGUAUCUGUUUCUCGUGCUAAUUUAUCGUUUCUAUCCAAUAUUCCAAUUGCCAUGUCCACAUUAUUGGUAAUCGAAUCAGCUAUGGCUGGUCUGGUGAUCGGCCGUGGCGGAGCCACGAUCAAGACCAUCCAACAAGAUAGUGGCGCGAUGGUAAAGCUUACAAACGGUGACACAGCGGACACGCGGAACGUGAAGAUUAUUGGCAGUGAAGAUGCUCAGCGUUUGGCCAGUGGCAUGAUCGAGAAGAUUGUUGGAAAAUUGUUGCGGUCGGAAACGAUUACCACUCCACCACCGCCGCCCAGGCGACAAGCACGUGGUGGAGGCACAAGUCGAGGCACAGAUAGACCGCGACCGAAACGGCGGUCGGUGUCCCCGGUAGAGAAAAUCACUAUUAGUGACGAGGCUUGGGAGGAAAUACUCCGAGAAAACAGGCAGAGGGACCUCGAGAUUAUACAGUCGUUGCCGCCAAUCAUCAAGGAUCUCUAUGUGGAGCAUAAACAAGUAAAAGCCAUGUCUGACGAAGAAGUCCAAUCGUUUAGAACUGCUCAAAAUGAUACUACUGUCCAGUACGUGGAUGGUGCUGAAUGCUUACGACCGAUACCAAAGCCUAUAAAAACAUUUGAGCAUGCCUUUGGUUCGUAUCCAGAUAUCAUGAAGGUAAUUAAGAAACAAAAUUUUACCGUACCAUCGCCUAUACAGUGUCAAGCAUGGCCAAUAAUUAUGAGUGGACACGAUUUAAUAGCUAUUGCCCAAACUGGUUCAGGAAAGACAUUAGCAUAUAUACUGCCAGCUAUAAUUCAUUUACUUGGACAACCUACACCACGCAAUAAACGUAUUGGACCGUCGGUAAUGAUAAUGGGACCAACCAGAGAACUUGUGUUGCAAAUUCACGAUGAAAUAACAAAAUAUUUAUAUAACAAUAUCAAAGUUGUGUGUGUUUACGGUGGUGGUGUUUCAGCUCAGGAACAUCAAAAACUUAUAAAAGCUGAAAAACCAGACAUUGUUGUAGCCACACCAGGAAGGCUUAAUGAUUUGAUUGGUAUACAAGCAAUUAAACUUGAACAUGUGUCUUAUUUGGUUCUCGAUGAAGCGGACCGUAUGUUAGACAUGGGUUUUAAAAAUCAAAUAGAAUUGUCACUAAGACAUGUGCGUCCAGAUAAGCAAACUAUUUUGACAAGCGCCACAUGGCCAACAGCUGUCAAAAAUUUGGCUAAUUACUUUACAAAAAAUCCUUUACAUAUCACAGUCGGUUCUCUUGAUCUAUCUACUGUAAAUACAGUAACUCAGAAAAUUAUCAUACUCAAAGAACAUCAAAAGGAAGCUUGGUUGGAUGAAUUUAUUAGCACUAGCCUCUCUAAGGAUGAUAAAGUCAUAAUAUUUAUGCGCAAGAAAACAUCGGUUGAAAAGAUGUACGAAAAUUUUAUUAGAAAAAAUAUCAAGUGCAGGUGUUUACAUGGUGGAAGAUUACAAAUUAAUCGAGAAAGAUCAUUGGCUGAUAUGCGUAAAGGUGUUGUAUCCAUACUUAUUGCUACAGAUGUAGCAUCUAGAGGAAUAGAUAUUCAUGAUAUUACUGUCGUUAUUAACUAUGAUUUUCCUACAAAUAUUGAAGAGUAUGUUCACAGAGUAGGUAGAACAGGUAGAGCAGGAAAAACAGGCUCUGCAUAUACUUUGUUUUCUGACUAUGAUAAAUUUAAUGCUUCUUCCUUAAUCAGUGUUUUGAAGAAGUCUAAUCAACCUAUUCCGGCAGAAUUAUAUAAAAUGACUACUCAGUAAACACUAAUUCAAACAUUAAAAUUAAAUUACUAUUUUUUACGCUUUAAUAAUUAAUAUAAUAAGUUUUUAAUUUUUAAUUUAGUAUUU